Penicillium griseofulvum is the source of this 705-nucleotide messenger RNA. RefSeq names its product M24 family metallopeptidase. The record is from RefSeq and is a predicted model, not a curated record. The transcript has a single exon. Bases 1 to 705 code for a protein of 234 amino acids. NCBI's taxonomy places the organism in Eukaryota, Fungi, Ascomycota, Eurotiomycetes, Eurotiales, Aspergillaceae.
AUGACGCACGGCAAUUUGACCACCGACGAGGUUGAAAGAGCAUCCCAGCUUCUAAGUGCACAAGACAAAGCAGUCGCUCUCUUCAAGGAAAUUGAACGGGAUUUUAUCCGGCCAGGCAUCACCGAAAAGACCUUAAAUGCGGAAAUCUACCAACUAGGACUCGAUCGCUAUGGCAUCAAGACCCACUGGCACAAACGAGUUAUCCGCAGUGGACCAAACACCUUGAGCCCGUUCAACGACAACCCUCCGGAUCGUGUCAUUCAGGCCGAUGACAUCCUAGUUGUUGACCUGGGGCCAGUAUUUGAGGCCUGGGAAGCUGACUUUGGGCGCACUUUCGUCCUAGGAGAUGAUCCAAAUAAGCUGAAGCUGCGGGACGCCCUUGAGCCGAUCUGGAAUACAGUCAAGGCAAAGUAUCGCGAGAACCCAGAUAUGUCGGGUGAUGAGCUAUACAAUAUCUCCUGCCAGGUUGCCAAGCAAGAAGGCUGGGAUUUCGGCGCGGAUAUUGCGGGCCAUCUCGUUGGGUCGUUCCCUCAUGAACGCAUUCCGCGGGAUAGAAUCUCACUCUACAUCACUAAGGGCAACAAUGAGUCUAUGGGCCUGUCGGGCCGUGAUGGGUUCAAACGUCAUUGGAUUUUGGAAAUUCAUCUCCAUGAUCGAGCACGCGGAUUUGGUGGUUUCUACGAGCAACUCUUGACGGUCGAUUAG